Molecule: messenger RNA, 6847 nt
Organism: Notolabrus celidotus (New Zealand spotty)
Lineage: Eukaryota; Metazoa; Chordata; Actinopteri; Labriformes; Labridae
Gene: tecpr1a
Product: tectonin beta-propeller repeat containing 1a
Exons: 24
Coding region: 195-3809 (1204 amino acids)
Cellular component (GO): membrane
Source: RefSeq, a predicted model, not a curated record
AACAAAGGAACAGCGGCGCUUCCGGAUUCACGUCGGGAGGAAAUAUGAUGUGAAUAUCAGAGAGGGGUACCCGCGCCCGUCAUGAUUUAGCAGCUGUUCCAUUCAUUUGCACUCGCUGAAUGAACAGUGUUGACGUCCAACCUGCGCCGUUUGUCGACGCUUUAUGAGAGGAAGCUCCAGCUUCCAGUGCAGCCAUGCCCGUCUCCCUGCUAUGGGCGGUGGACGUGUACGGGCGGGUCUACAGCCUGUCCACGGCGGGGCAGCAGUGGGAGCAGUGUCGAGACGCCCAGAUGGAGUUCAAGCGGGUGACGGCGGCUCAGCAGUGCUGCUGGGGCAUCGGCUGUGACAACAGCAUCCACCUGAACGUCCACGCUUCUGACCUACCGGUCCGCUACCAGGAAGAGACCUACGAGAACCAGAGAUGGAACCCUGUUGAUGGUUUCUCUGAGCGGCUGUUGCCAAGCGACCGCUGGCAGUGGAGUGAUGUCACAGGUUUGCAACAUCAGCCGCUGGACGACUUCCUGCUCUCCUCCAGUAGCUGGGAGUGGGAGGGCGACUGGUACGUGGAUGAAAACUUUGAGGGAGAACCCACAGAGAAAGGAGGGUGGAGCUACGCCAUCGACUUUCCUGCUACAUACACCAAAGACAAGAAGUGGAAUUCCUGCGUCCGUCGAAGGCGAUGGCUCCGCUACAGGAGGUACAAAGCCAUGGACACCUGGGCCAAGAUCCCCUCACAGCAGACGUCUCUACCAGAUCCCUUCAGCGACAUCAGCUGUGGAGGCUGGGAGAUCACUGAGGAGCCCGGAGGACGGCUGUCACUGUGGGCCGUGUCCCUGCAGGGCAAGGUUUGGUUCAGAGAGGGAAUCUGUCACCACAACCCUGAAGGCUCCUCGUGGGAGGAGGUUCCUCUCCCUGGGGAGGUGGUCCAGAUCAGCUGUGGCCCGGGAGAUCUGGUCUGGGCGGUGCUGUGGGAGGGGCAGCUUAUUGUCAGGGAAGGCAUCGGCAGAGACUGUCCCAAAGGUGCCUCCUGGGUGCUGGUGGAUUCUCCUAGUCCAGAUUUUGGUGCCAUUCAUGUAGCUGUGGGAGUCAAUGUUGUUUGGGCUUUAACCAAGGAUAACAAAGUUUGGUUCAGACGUGGUGUGAACUCCCACAACCCCUGUGGCUCAGGCUGGAUCAACAUGGUGGGAGAAAUGAUCAUGAUCAACGUCGGACUUAACGAUCAGGUGUUUGCUAUCAACUUUGAAGAUCGGGCAGUGUACUUCAGACAAGGUGUGACCUCUAGUGAACUGAGUGGGAAAACCUGGAAGUCCAUCAGCGUCCCCCGAGAUGGAGACCGAUCACACUCCAGUGCGAGCGCAAGCAGCCUGCAGAGUGCUGGAUGCUAUUUCUGUGGUGAGGUUCAGGCUCAGUCAGCAGCAAGCGAUGUGGAAUCAGACGCAGACAAAGCAUCCACAGAUGGAGCCAACUGCCUUGUCACGUCCACCAGCCCAGAGGCCUUUGUCGAAGCCCCCACAGACCAGCCUACAGAGACCCCCAAACCUCACAUCCCCAAAGUCACUAGCGACAGCUUCAUCUCUGAACUCGUCUCUGACCGAGAACCAGGAAAGAGCUCCAGAGAGACCGCUCCAGCUGUUUUAGAGGAGGAGACCAUCACUGAAGAGGGAGAGGUCAAAGCCCCCUCUGAUGAUGUAGCUGUGUCCUCCAAUCAAUCAGGAGCUCCUCUUGACUCCCAGUGGAGUAAUGUGGAUCUGGAGGAGGCGCAGGGUCAGCAGGCUCAGACCGGUGCAGUGCUUGACACAGCUGACACAUGCAGCCUGUCAUCAGUGGCCACAUAUACUCUGGCCAUGGAGGACCCGUAUGGGGCAGACGAGCACCCUCUGUGGGCGUGGGUCAGUGGAGGAGGGUGCUCUGUGGACAGUCACUCCCAACUCAGCUGGUUCAACUACCCCAUGAACGCUUCCUCAUUGGUCCAGUCCGUCCACUCCAUGAGUCUGUCUGUCACGCCAGCACAGACAGCUGCCUGGAAGAAACAAAUCUUUGAGCAACUCAAUGAGAGGACCAAAAGAGAGAUGGAUAACUUCAGGCAUUAUGAACAAGCUAUAGAACAGUCCGUGUGGAUGAAGAAAGGAACCAUGCAGUGGUGGAGAGAUUGGAAGCCACACAAGUGGACGGAUGUUCAUUUUGCCCUGGAGCAGUUCUCAGGACCAGAGGGCAACAAGGAUGGCAUCCUUUUCAUCUAUUACAACUUCUACGAGGAGAAGAAGUACCUGCAUGCUUUCAUCAACGAGGUCACCAUCCUGGUUCCUGUGCUGAAUGACUACAAACACACUUUUGCCAUCUACACUCCUGAGCGGACCAAACAGAGGUGGCCAAUCAGAGUGGCUGCAGCUACAGAGCUAGAAAUGCAUGACUGGCUUGCAUUGUUGAGUGUGUCGUGCUGUGACUCCAGAGGGAUCCAGGGUCCCCCCUCAAGACAGGCCAUCUGGUCCAUCACCUGUAAAGGGGACAUAUUUGUCAGUGAGCCCUCUCCUGCUCUGGAGGCCAUGCCUUACCCCACACCCUGUGACCAGAUGUUCUGGAGGCAGGUCGGAGGUCACCUCCGUAUGAUCGAGUGUAACAGUGUUGGCAUCGUGUGGGGGAUUGGCUACGACCACACGGCCUGGGUCUACACCGGGGGCUACGGAGGAGGAUUCUUCCAGGGCCUGGCCAGCAGCACAGACAACAUUUACACCCAGGUGGAUGUUAAGAGUGUUUACAUCUACGAAAACCAGAGAUGGAACCCUGUCACUGGCUACACCAACAGAGGGCUUCCUACAGACCGCUACAUGUGGAGCGACGCAUCCGGACUGCAUGAGUGCACAAAAACAAAUACAAAACCUCCCUCUCCUCAGUGGACUUGGGUGUCUGAGUGGGCCAUAGACUACAGUGUCUCUGGGGGAACAAACAGAGAAGGCUGGCAGUUUGCAGCUGAUUUUCCAGCGUCGUAUCACGGCUAUAAAACGAUGAAGGACUUUGUGCGUCGCAGGCGAUGGGCCAGGAAGUGCAAACUGGCCACCACUGGACCCUGGCAAGAAAUCCCCCCCAUACCACUGAGCGAUGUGACCAUCCUGCCGUGUGCAGCUCAGAGCAGCGUGGACGUGGUUCCUCUGUGGGCGAUCAGCAACAAGGGAGAUGUGCUCUGCAGACUGGGAGUCACCGCUCUGACACCUGCUGGAUCCUCAUGGCUCCACGUAGGAACCGACCAGCCUUUCAAGUCCAUCUCCAUCGGGGCAGCCAGCCAAGUUUGGGCCAUUGCCAGGGACGGUUCGGCUUUCCACAGAGGAUCAGUCUCUUCACAAAGCCCAGCAGGAGACUGCUGGUACCACAUUCCCUCCCCGGCAAAACAGAAGCUGAAGCAGGUAUCUGUGGGGAGAACCUCUGUCUACACAGUGGAUGAAAAUGGUAACCUGUGGUACCGGCAAGGUGUGACGCCCAGCUACCCUCAGGGCUCCUCCUGGGAACACAUUUCUAAUAAUGUACGCAAGGUCUCUGUGGGGCCUCUCAACCAGGUGUGGAUCAUAGCAGACAAAGUGCAGGGCAGUCGCAGUCUGAGUUGUGGAACAGUGUGUCAUCGACUCGGAGUCCAACCAAUGGAGGCCAAAGGACAGUCAUGGGACUACGGCAUCGGGGGCGGUUGGGAUCACAUCACAGUCAGAGGGAACUCCAUGGAGCCGCCCCGUCUUCCCUCUCUAACGGAGCCCUCACCCCAACCAUCGAGCCCCCUCCCUCUCAGGAACACAGAGGUCAACAGUGAUGCUGUGGGAUGCUAAAAACAGACGCACAUUCACACAAGUGCACACCUCCUGUACAAAUCAAAUCUGAAACCACUAUACCUUUGUUGUAUUUUUAGUUUAAAGUCACAUCAUUGUCUAACACUGGAGUCUCAGCACAGCCGGUAGUCUUUAUAUCACAGCAGUCAGUGUAACAGAAAAAAGUGACUUUUGAACAUCAGUGCUAAAUGCAAAGCUAAUGCUGCCUCCUUCUCCUUGAAGACAACCUCUUAUCUUUUGACCUGAGUGUAUUUCAUUUCACCAACCAUUCAUCGCCUCUGUGUUGGCUUUGUUCUCAAUUUUUUUUUCUGUUGUUAUUUUCUAAAGGGAAAAUCACUGGCAUGCUUCCAGCUCCGGGGCUGGUGUUGUAUACAUAGUAACAGAGAAGUUUCACCGUAGCCUGCAGGCAAUAGGCUAACGAAUAUUACCCACAGAGCAAAACACAAAUACUCUGGAAACAGAAGAAAAAAUGGAGACUGGAUCAAACAGGCAGGACAAUGUUUAAUUCAGUCUGCACUGACUACGUUUUAUUGCCUUUUUUCAUAUUCGUGUAGGUUUCCAAGAGGACUUAACCACCAAAAUUAGGCUCAUUGUGUACCACAGUUAUACGAACCAUUUUAUCCCUGAACAUCCAAUUUAGGGUAAAGUGGUGACAACUGUUGUGAUGGGCUGAAAGUAACAUAGUUGUGAUCUGCUGUCAAUCAAGGAAAAAAGUCUUAAUCCAUUACAGUGGUACUACUGUUAUAUGGAGUCAAGCUCCUGUGAGGUACUUUAGUUUGUGUCCAUUUUGGCACCCCAUGUGGACAAAGUGGUCUUUGCUGAUUCGGUCCUGUACAUGUGUAAUUAGUGUUUCUUCACAGAAGUUUAAUCCUGCUCUCUUAAACUGUCAAAUAGAACACUUAUAGCGAUACAAAGGCUAGGUAUUCUCUACAAUCCAUCCUUGGACAUUUUAACGAUCAAGCAUCAGUUACUUGUUGUAGAAAAUAAAACUUCCUGUGACAAAAACGAUACUAGAUACUUUUCCCCCUAAAUCAUACAGCUUUAUUUUCUGAUGCAUCAUAACGAAUGUAACUGACAGUAAAUGCAGCUACAGAACACGGAGGCAUAGGCUACAUAUUGUUUGACACAUAUCAAUAUUAACAAUGCCAACAGGCGAAGCAGUCUCAUACAAGUUAACAGACAUAUAUAUGAGAGAAGCUCAACCUGGAAUUGCUGCAACAAGAGAAUUGAACAGAAAAAUGCAGUCUCUCAGACGCACAAUGUCAAGUUUUCUGCCUACUUGGUCUCACUGAAAAACAAGCAUGUUCACAUGUUCAAGUGUCAGUCAGGAGCGCAAUCAGGUCAUUAUCAGUUUCAGUCCAGCAGCAGAAAAUACAGCUCAGAAGGCACUGAUGUUACUGGUAUGCAGAAACACUGGCUGCUUUAUAUUCAAAGAUGAGGUUAUGUCCCAUAAAAGUGUCUCAACCUCUGCCUGUCAUUAGCUGUGGGUGUUGUGUCCCCAAAAAGGAGAGCCCAGGACUCCUUCAGCUUGUUAGUUCACAUUGAAACAUACUUUUAAUGACACCUCUCUGAUAGCUGAAUGUAAUAUUAGUACUCAAUUGAUUGUUAACAUCCCUGACCACAAAUCCAGAAUCCUUACUGUUGAACAUGUGAUAAAAGGCUGUUUCAACAGCGUCAAUCACUCUGACGCUUCCCCCCCAUCAGUGGUUUCAGACCAUAGACUGUAUAAAAUAUGAACGUAGGAUCCGUUACAUCACCCAUCUGUUUCUGAAGAGCUGUUUUGAGGCCAGUUGGCGGCGGCAGCCAUAUUGCUGCUGUCGAGCUAUUGUGACGUAAAGAGGCGGGCUUUGAGCCUUCUAGCCAACAGCUACAGUGUUCCCGCAGGCAGCUGUGCCUCUCAUUGGAAGACUCGUAAUCUCAAUAUCUUCGAAAUUGCCGCGUUAGAAAAAAAUUCACCACCCCUACAGUGUGAGCCGAUCGAGAAAUGAGCUAUCCAGACUACACUCGUCUUUUGUACCAGGCUGUAAACAUGUUUAAUUCUGCUGUAAAGGUCGGCUUUUUCCCAUUCAUGUGUAUGUGACUUCCGGUACUUCCGGAGCCAGCCUCAAGUGGAUCCUCGAUGAACUGCAGUUUUUAACACUUCUGCAUAGGAGUCAUAUUCUUAAACCGGAGGUUGCCGCUUGUUUCAGACACAAAAAUAACUAUUUAUAGAGUCACUCUUCUUGUUAAUAGCUUUGUUUGUUUUUUAUAUUCAUAAAGACACAUAAAUAAUCAUUUCAAUCUGUUUCACAACAGCUAAAGAAACCCUCACAGGAGCUUUAAUUGAGAGAAGUUGGAAGUAAUCCCUUUGACAUCUGACUUUUCACUCAUACCACUGCAUCACUUACUACACUGGCUUCAUUCAUCUGUGGUGGUUGCUGCGAGCUUUGUACCAACAGCUGAGUGAUGUUUUAUAAAGAUUUUAAUGUUGUUUUCCAAAAUGAUGUGAUCGUUAUGAUACUUUGUUCAUGGUGGAAGAAAGUGCAAUGAUUGGUGAUGUAAAGAAGGGGAAGAGUGAAUUACGUGUAGAUGUCUUGUGGUCAAAACGAUCAAACUGAACCUUCCUCUUUUCUCAGGAGAAUGUUUGCAUGCCGUCUACUUCCUUUGUACUGAUGUCGAGCAGAAAACACUGACAAUGCUGUAUUUGUAAAAUAGCUGUACAUCUGUAAAAUAAAAGUAUUAUAUAGUAUGUAUAGUGGAAAUAUAUUAAUGUAAGGUAAUGUUUUUGACACAUUAGCUUUCUGUUAAGACUUGACGAGUAAAACUCACUGAUGAAAUGCAUCAUCUGUGGCAUAACUUUAUAUUUACUGCCGCCUAAACUCCCUCACAUUAUAAAGUACUGUCUGAACAUGAAGCAGCCUGGAAAUGUUGAGAGUAAAGAGAUGGGCCUGUAGUAUCUGUGACUAUUCUUUUAACAUCGUGGAGUACAUUUCUAACAUGUUGUGCAUGAUCAAAAUAACAGUCCUUGUCAAUAAAUAAAUGAGUUUAUUGAUAACAAA